AUGCAUACACUAAUUCAACAUUUCAAUGAGGAACAACAAACUCGUUUCGAAUAUUACAAAAGAUCAAGUUUCCAACGUGCAAAUAUUAAAAAGGUUAUGCAAAGUGUAUUAAGUGCACCUGUAAAUCAAACUUCUGCAAUUGUUAUGGGUGGUAUAGCUAAGGUUUUUGUUGGUGAAAUUGUGGAGUUAGCAAGAACUAUAAUGGAAGAAUGGCGAGAAAAUGGCCCAAUUAGACCAAGACACAUAAGAGAAGCAUAUAGACGUCUAAAAGAAUCAAAUAAUAUUCCA
Messenger RNA from Dictyostelium purpureum, 288 nucleotides. RefSeq lists its product as uncharacterized. Gene Ontology annotation, molecular function: protein heterodimerization activity; transcription coactivator activity. The annotation marks the transcript as partial. Gene Ontology annotation, cellular component: transcription factor TFIID complex; nucleus. The transcript has a single exon. Gene Ontology annotation, biological process: transcription initiation at RNA polymerase II promoter; RNA polymerase II preinitiation complex assembly. Lineage: Eukaryota; Evosea; Eumycetozoa; Dictyosteliales; Dictyosteliaceae. The record is from RefSeq and is a predicted model, not a curated record.